This is a messenger RNA of Guyanagaster necrorhizus, 2660 nucleotides long. Its product is annotated as TrkH-domain-containing protein. The record is from RefSeq and is a predicted model, not a curated record. The coding region runs from base 161 to 2419 and encodes 752 amino acids. Gene Ontology annotation, cellular component: plasma membrane. Gene Ontology annotation, biological process: intracellular potassium ion homeostasis; potassium ion import across plasma membrane. Lineage: Eukaryota; Fungi; Basidiomycota; Agaricomycetes; Agaricales; Physalacriaceae. The transcript has 22 exons. Gene Ontology annotation, molecular function: high-affinity potassium ion transmembrane transporter activity.
CCCACCACCACGAGCAGCUCAUGCAUUAUUUCUCUUUCUGACCGGUAGAGCCCGCCUAGAGGCGAAGUUUAUUCUGUCCUCGUCACCGCAUAUACCCGCGUACGAGAGAAUUGAUAUCAUAAGUACUUAACCUGGCUGCUGGCGGCAGCUGGCAGCUACCAUGGAUGAGAGUCCACCAAAAAUGAAAAAGGCUUUCAAGUUGAAAAACCCUGUCGCGUCGAUCCGAAGCAUCGAGCUAACCUUCUACCGCGUCCAUUUAGUGGCCUUCGUCUUCAUUCCGCUCAUAUCCUCAGGAAUCUUCUACGGCUGCAACGGCAGGUUCCGUAUCAGCUUCCUGGAUUCGCUCUUUCUAUGCUAUUCCUCAAUGACAGUGACGGGGCUCUCGACGGUGGACUUGUCGACGCUGACCGUAUGGCAGCAGGUCAUGCUUUUCUUGCUGAUGAUGGUGGGCGAUAUCACGACCGUUUCAUGGAUCAUGGUGCUGGUGCGAAAACAUUACUUCCGAACACACUGUGAAAAUCUCCCCGAUCGGAUGACGAUUUUUCCUACACGCACUGCUUUCCUUGCAUCGAUUUCUUCCCCCAUCGCCGCCUUCAGGCCUCGCGAUGUCAUUCCGGCGAAUGGCAGAUACGCCCCACAGCUCAAUUUCCAUCAGCCGACGCCGGUGGCGACAAUGUCCCCAGUGCCCACCACUGACGAGACGGCAGCAAUGUACGUGAAAGGUCGAAGAAGCGAGGAAGGCGAUGGCGAUAACGUGCUUUCCGAUGUUCACACGUUUACCUCAUCACCCCGCCCAGCCACCCUGCACCUUUCGCCCGUCCAGAGUCGCGCCUCGGCCCGCCGUGGCGUAGAUUUCGACCUCACAACUUCUAUGACGACGUCUAUGCGUCAGAGAAGGAUGAGUGCUGCCCGCGCUGGUGUCCCGUUUCCGGCGAGGACCAUGACAGUGUUCACCAACCAGGAUACAUCUGGAAACACGGAUGUGCCCGGACCGACACAGUUCGUCAAGAACCUGUUCAAACGCUCGGCUCCAGGCGCAUAUAGGAAGUUCCAACGCAAGAUGACUAUACCGUACACAUCUACUUUAGAGGCUAGCAGGACCAAGUGGCUUAAUUUCGACCUAGACACGGGCCGGAAUUCCAACUUUUACACAGAAACGUUGACGGACGAGCAGUUGGAAAUGAUUGGGGGCGCCGAAUAUCGGGCGCUAAAGGUUCUCAGUUAUCUUGUGCCUACUUACUUCGUGCUAUCUCAAAUUAUCACCUACCUAAUAUUCGCACCCUGGUUAUCGACAUCUUCGACUUACGACAGUGUGUUUGAGGCGCAGCCCCGUCUCGUCAAAAAGCCAUGGUUCUCGCUCUUCCAAGUUAUGGCGGCCUACACCGGCGGCGGCUUAUCCUUGGUUGAUCUAGGGAUGGUCCCCUUCCAGACUGCGUAUCUCAUGAUUUUUCCCUUGAUGUUUGUCAUCUUAGCAGGCAAUCACGCCCUGCCUAUCUUCAUGCGACUUAUAAUAUGGAUAUUCUCCAAAUUUACCGAGCCGGAAUCAGAUCUGGAUAAAGCAUUGGACUUCCUUCUUCAUCACCCUCGACGGUGCUAUUUCUACCUGUUUCCCAGCCACCAAACCUGGUUUUUAGUUAUCGUUCUGAUCCUCAUGAGCGUAGUGGAAUGGGUCGCGUUUGAAGUGUUGAAUACCGGAUUGGAGUUUUAUGACGCUAUGUCGACCGGGGCUAAAAUCGUGACGGGCUUGUUCCAGGGACUGGCAGCUCGUGCAUCCGGAUUUGCGAUCGUCCCUUUGGCUUCAAUUGCCCCUGCACUCCAAUUCUUAUAUGUGGUGAUGAUGUACAUUGCUGUGUAUCCUGUCGCAAUGAGUAUUCGCUCGACCAAUACGUAUGAAGAAGGAUCGCUUGGCGUAUUCGAAGAACCGUUACUGGAUGAGGAAGAAUUUGAAGACAAAGACAAGGAACUUGGAGAUCCUAAGGACAAGGAGCCCCGACAGCGUGUCGCGAGGUAUCUAGGCUGGCACUUGCGCAGACAGAUGUCUGAUGAUAUUUGGUGGAUGGUCUGGGGUGUCUUCCUUGUUGCCAUUAUAGAACGAGACAACCUCCUGGAUGAUAGCAAGAAGUGGUUCGAUCUGUUCCGAGUGCUUUUCGAGCUAGUCUCUGCAUUCGGAGGGAUCGGGUUGAGUCUUGGAUUCCCUUCGGAUAAUAUGUCAUUUGUAGGUGUGAUGAGACCGCUAUCAAAGUUGGUCAUCAUUGUGGUGAUGGUACGCGGACGACAUCGCGGUCUUCCUGUGGCCAUUGAUCGGGCAGUGAAGCUUCCUCGCGAGCUCGCGACAAAAGGUAGGAAUAUAGGGAAGGAGAAGGACAAUGGUUUGGGACCGGCGGAAGAGAUUACCGUUAUCCCUCGUGAUGCGUCGUAGCUUUUUGGAUACCCGAUUUCUUUGCUUUGCUCUGGAGUUUUGAGUCUCAUAUCUUCAUAGACGUAUAUAUACAGACACAUGAACACUAAGUACUACCUAAUUGUUGGUAUAUUGAUGACCAUAGGUUGCGGCACCUUUAUUCAAUCACUAUGCUAUCUUACUGCAUGUUUUACGUGCUUGAGGGGAUGUGGAUAGCAGCAUCUAGUUAGUCAAAUUAAUUUAUCGGACUAGCAGCUGAUUU